AGAAAAAAAAGAAGAAAAAAAACAGGAAAAACAAAAACUUCUAAUCUGGCCAGGCCAUGAUGCCUCAGCAUCAACUGGGCUCCUCCUCCAUCUCCUCUCUCCUCCUUCCAACGAUAUCUUAUUGAUAGAAAAGGGCAGAAGCCCUGAGCUAUAUAACAGGCUCACGAAUUGACGACGACCUCCUGAGAACAGCCCAGAAGAGCAGAAACAAACACUUGACUUCACAGCUCAUUCAGGACAGAACUGAAGUGUCUCAACGCAGGGAUGGCUCCACGAAUGGAAGACGUCAUGUGUCUGUGCUGUGAAAUAUCAGCUCACGAUGAGAUCAAGGUGGCAGUGAAGAUGUCCACCAAAGGAGCGAUGGUGGCAGGAGGCUGUGCCUUGGUAGGCGGGCUGCUCGGCGGACCUCCAGGGAUUGCUGUUGGUGGAGCAGUAGGCGGUCUGCUGGGCGCCUGGCUGACCAGCGGUCAGUUCAGACCUGUGCCUCAGAUCCUGAAGGAGUUGCCUUCCAACCAGAAACAGAUGCUCUACAAUUCCGUCAUGAAAGUCUUGGGCGACCUGGACUGGAAGGAUGCGGCCCAGCUCAUCGCCAUCGUGAUGGGCAACACCACUCUCCAGCAGCAGGUCACCAAAGCGCUGUUUGGCUUCAUCAGAAAGGAACUCCGAGUAGAGGUGCGCUAUCAAGACUGAGUUCUGCUUAAACACAGACUUUUUCAGGAUGAUCAGGCCUGCCGAGCACAAUCAGAGUCUUUACAACUUAUUUUUGUACUUAAUUAGAAAAAAGAAAAAAAUGUGAAUCAUGGAUGUUUCACUUUCAUGACUGUGCCAAAUGGAGCUGUUGGCCUUCGCUAUCUUCAGACUGUCUAUCCUGACAGAGGUGGAAUGUAACUAAAUACAUACAAGUACUGCACUUAAGUACAAUUUUAAGGUACUUUUUACUUCUACUCCACUACAACUCAGAGGCAAAUAUUGUUCUUUUUACUCCACUAUAGGUUCAGAUUAUUAAAAAAAAAUCAACUAAUAAAUUAUGAGGUAUUAAUUCUAGAUUAAGCUACCCAGCAGUGUGUAAAGUAAUAAUUGAAAUUAGCUCCACCUUUACAUGAAAGCAUCACUAAUUAUUAUCAAGUGGUAUUAUAGAUAUUAUUCUGCAUAAUGAGUACUUUUCCUUUGGUACUUUAAGUAUAUUUUAUUCUCAAUACUUGAGUAUUUCUACUUAAGUAAAAGUCCAGAGUCCCUCAUCCACCACUGCCGAACAAGAAAGAAACCAAAGAUAUCUGUGUUACUCAAUGAUGAAUGAAUAGUGACAUCAGCACUUAUAAUGUUUUGUACAACAGACUGAUGUCAACGUUCAAUCUGCUUUUUUUUUUUUUUUACACUCUGUAAAAUAUUGUGCCUGGAGAGUCAUUUAUUCUGGAUUAGAAUGUAAUCUCUUUAUUCCCACAUGCUGUAUCAGGGUGUUUUAAUAUACCUCUGCAUAGGAAGUUAAAUAAAAUAAACUUUUGAAGCUG
Messenger RNA from Sebastes umbrosus (honeycomb rockfish), 1508 nucleotides. RefSeq names its product protein C19orf12 homolog. The record is from RefSeq and is a predicted model, not a curated record. Lineage: Eukaryota; Metazoa; Chordata; Actinopteri; Perciformes; Sebastidae. The transcript has 3 exons. The coding region runs from base 265 to 690 and encodes 141 amino acids.